AUGAGCCUCCUUCAGCACCUUCCUCAGUGCCCCCCUCAGUGCCUGCCUCAGUUCCUGCCUCAGUGCCUGCCCCAGUACCCCCCUCAGUGUCUGCGUCAGUCCCUCCUUCAGUGCCCCCCUCAGUACCUGCCUCAGUGCCUGCCUCAGUGCCUCCCUCAGUGCCUGCAUCAGUGCCCCCUCAGUGACUGCCUCAGUGCCCCCCUCAGUGCCGUGCCUACCUCAAUGACCCCCUCAGCGCCUGCCUUAGUGUUUCCCUCAGCACCUUUCUCAGUGCCUCACUCAGUGCCUGCCUCAUUGUUUUCCUCAGUGUUUCCCUCACUGUCCCCUCAGCACCUUAACUCAGUGCCUCCCUCAGCACCUUUCUCAGUGCCUGCAUCAGUGCCCUUCUCACACCUUCCUCAGUGCCUCCCUCAGUGCCUUCCUCAGUGCCUCCCUCAGCACAUUCCUCAGUGCCUCGCUCAGCACCUUCCUCAGUGCCUCCCUCAGCACCUUCCUCAGUGCCUCCCUCAGUGCCUGCCUCAGUCUUCCCCUCAGCACCUUCCUCAUGUUUCCCUCAGCACCUUCCUAAGUGCCUCCCUCAGCACCUUCCUCAGGACCUCCCUCUGCACCUUCCUCAGUGCCUGCCUCAGUGCUUCCCUUAGCACCUUCCUCGGUGCCUCCUUCAGCACCUUCCUCAGUGUUUCCCUCAGCACCUUCGCCAGUGCCUGCCUCAGUGUUUUCCACAGCACCUUCCUCAGUGCCUCCCUCAGCACUUUCGUUAGUGCCUCUCUCAGCACUUUCGUCAGUGCCUCCCUCAGCACCUCCCUCAGUGCCUCCCUCCGCACCUUCCUCAGUACCUCCCUCAGCAUCUUCCUCAGUGCCUCCCUCAGCACCUUCCUCAGUGCCUGCCUCAGUGUUUCCCUCAGCAACUUGCUCAGUGCCUGCCUCAGUGUUUCUCUCAGCACCUUCCUCAGUGCCUCCCUCAGUGUUUCCCUCAGCGCCUCCCUCAGUGUUUCCCUCAGCGCCUUCCUCAGUGCCUGCCAUAGUGUUUCCCUUAGCACCUUCCUCAGUGCCUUCCUCAGUGUUUUCCUUGGCACCUUCCUCAGGGCCUCCCUCAGUACCUUCCUCAGUGCCUGUGUAGACGAGGUCGUCUUCCUAUUCACCUUCCUCAGUGCCUCCCUCAAUGUUUCUCUUAGCACCUUCCUCAGUGCCUCCGUCAGCACCUUCCUCAGUACCUCCUUCAGGGCCUCCCUCAGGGCCUCCCUCAGUGUUUCCCUCAGCACCUUCCUUAGUGCCUCCCUCAGCACCUUCCUCAGUGCCUCCUUCAGUGCCUGCCUCAUUGUUUCCCUCAGCACCUUGCUCAGUGCUUCCCUCAGUGCCUGCCUCAGUGUUUCCCUUAGCACAUUCCUCAGUGCCUCUCUCAGCACCUUCCUCAGUGCCUGCCUCAGUGCCUGCCUCAGUGCCUGCCUCUGUGUUGCCCUCAGCACCUUUCUCAGUGCCUCCCUCAGUGUUUCUCUUAGCACCUUCCUCAGUGCCUCUUUCAGGGCCUCCCUCAGUGUUUCCCUCGGCACCUUCCUUAGUGCCUCCCUCAGCACCUUCCUCAGUGCCUCCUUCAGUGCCUGCCUCAUUGUUUCCCUCAGCACCUUGCUCACUGCCACCCUCAGUGUUUCCCUUAGCACCUUCCUCAGUACCUCCCUCAGCACCUUCCUCAGUGCCUGCCUCAGUGUUGCCCACAGCACCUUCCUCAGUGCCUCCCUCAGUGUUUCCCUCAGCACCUCCUCAGCACCUUUCUCAGUGCCUCCCUCAGCACCUUCCUCAAUUGCCUGCCUCAGUGUUUCCCUCAGCACCUUCCUCAGUGCCUCCCUCAGUAUUUCUCUUAGCACCUUCCUCAGUGCCUCCAUUAGCACCUUCCUCAGUACCUCCUUCAGGGCCUCCCUCAGUGUUUCCCUCAGCACCUUCCUUAGUGCCUCCCUCAGCAACAUCCUCAGUGCCUGCCUCAGUGUUUCCCUUAGCACCUUCCUCAGUGCCUGCCUCAGUGUUUCCCUUAGCACCUUCCUCAGUGCCUCCCUCAGUGCCUGCCUCAGUGUUUCCCUUAGCACCUUCCUCAGUGCCUCCCUCAGCACCUUCCUAAGUGCCUGCCUUAGUGUUGCCCUCAGCACCUUCCUCAGUGUUUCUCUUAGCACCUUCCUCAGUGCCUCCGUCAGCACCUUCCUCAGUGCCUGCCUCAGUGUUUUCCUUAGCACAUUCCUUAGGGCCUCCCUCAGUGCCUGUGUAGACGACUCCCGCAACCUGCAGCGCGUUGGCCUGGUGGUGUCCAAAUUUCUGGCAAGUGAAACACCUCAAGGCCUCUGGCACAUAUGUCCUGAGCGUAUACGAGCCCCAGUCACCCAGAUCAAGGGUGCCUUACAGGCUGUGGACCUAGACCCAACCUGCGGGAAGUAUGCCAAGCUGCAGGUUGCGGGGGUAGGCUACACUUCCUCAGUGCCUGCCUCAGUGCCCCCUUCAGUGCCUGCUUCAGUGCCCCUCUCAGUGCCUGCCUCAGUGCCUCAGCCUGCCUCAGUGCUCAGCACCUUCCUCAUACCUCCCUCGGUGCCCCCCUCUACCUGCCUCAGUGCCUCCCUCAGCACCUUCUCAGUGCUCCCUCAGCACCUUCCUCAGUGCCUGCCUCAGUGCCCCCCUCACCUUCUCAGCCUGCCUCAGUGCCCCCCUCAGUACCUGCCUCAGUGUCAGUGCCUGCCUCAGUGCCUGCCUCAGUGUUUCCCUCAGCACCUUCCUCAGUGCCUGACUCACACCUUCCUCAGUGCCUCCCUCAGUGCCCCCUUCAGUGCCUGCCUCAGUGUUUACCUCGGCGCCUUCCUCAGUGCAUCCCUCAGCACCUUCCUCAGCGCCUCCCUCAGCACCUGCCUCAGCACCUUCCUCAGUGCCUCCCUCAGCACCUUCCUCAGUACCUCCCUCAGUGCCUGCCUCAGUGCCCCUCUCAGUGCCUGCCUCAGCGCCCCCCUCAGUGCUUUCCCUCAGCACCUUCUGCCCCCUCAGUCAGCCUCCCUCAGUGCCCCCUUCAGUGCCUGCCUCAGUGUUUACCUCGGCGCCUUCCUCAGUGCAUCCCUCAGCACCUUCCUCAGCGCCUCCCUCAGCACCUGCCUCAGCACCUUCCUCAGUGCCUCCCUCAGCACCUUCCUCAGUACCUCCCUCAGUGCCUGCCUCAGUGCCCCUCUCAGUGCCUGCCUCAGCGCCCCCUCAGUGCUUUCCCUCAGCACCUUCUGCUUGCAUGUGUUUCCCUCAGCACCUUCCUCAGUGCCUGCCUCAGUGAUAUCCUCAGCACCUUCCUCAGUGCUCCCUCAGUGCCUGCCCUCAGUGCUCCCUCAGCACCUCCCUCAGUGCUUCCCUCAGUUCCUGCCUCAGUGCCUGCCUCAGUGCCCCCUCGGUGCCUGCCUCAGUGCCUGCCUCAGUGCUCCCCUCAGUGCCUGCCUCAGUGCCCUCCUUAGUGCCUCCCUCAGUGCCCCCCUCAGUACCUGCCUCAGCACCUCCCUCAGUGCCCCCCUCAGUGCCUGCCUCAGUGCCUCCCUCAGUACCUUCCUCAGUGCCUCCCUCAGUGCCUGCCUCAGUGCCCCCCUCAGUGCCUCCCUCAGUGCUUCUCCGCCCUCGUGA
Molecule: messenger RNA, 3627 nt
Organism: Penaeus vannamei (Pacific white shrimp)
Lineage: Eukaryota; Metazoa; Arthropoda; Malacostraca; Decapoda; Penaeidae
Source: RefSeq, a predicted model, not a curated record